UAACUAACUGUUCUUCAAAUCCGUAAUAUUAACCAGUGAAAUGAAGUGCCGUUUAGUGUUGUUUAUUUACAUAGGAUUAUUGCAAUUAGAGAAGGCUUAUAACUCAAAUAUUAGACAUUCCACACGAAAAAGACGACAAGACGAACAAUGGUCCUGGGGAUACGCAGAUAUAACCCCUUCAGAGCGAACACGCGAUGAUACACCGGCACUACCUGAUGAGGAUCCAUGCCUGAUCAAACCUCCUGAGAUGCCAGAUUUCAGAAAGCCUGGACGACGGAUCAGUACACAAAAAUGUUAUGAGUACAUUUGGCAAACCCAUUACAGAGAAGUUACACAGAAGUUAGACAAAGAAUGUUCAGAGUAUCGGAGACUCAGUUCUACACAUUUUGGUGUUGCUUUCGCAAUUGGAGGUCGCACUGCAAAACCCGGCGAGUUUCCUCACAUGGCAGCUGUAGGCUGGAAAGCAGCAGUUGGAACAUGGAUAUUCAAAUGUGGGAGUUCUCUAAUCAGCUCCAAAUUCACCUUAACGGCUGCUCAUUGCACUAGAACAUCAGAUCGGGAUACCACAGUAGCCGAUAUCAUACCGAAAAUUGUGAGACUUGGAGAUAAGAAUAUUAUUGAUGAGUGGGCGAACGGUCUAGCACCAGUCGACGUAAAUAUAACAAGAAUCAUAGUACACCCCCAGUACAAAUCACCUAGAAAGUAUUAUGACAUAGCUAUUAUGGAAUUAGAAUAUGAUGUUUUAUUCACUGACAAUGUUCAACCAGCAUGUUUAUGGUCUGAAUUCAAUACUGACCCUCUUGGACCGGAUGCUACUGUUACUGGAUGGGGCGUUGUAGAAACAGCAAAACGCACAACAUCUCCAGUAUUACAAGCCGCAGUGAUAAAUCUCCUCGAGUCAAGGACUUGCGACGAGUUGCUCAGACGUCGUUUCAACAGACAUUGGGAUGGAAUGCAGGAACAUCAGCUUUGUGCUGGUAAACUAGCUGGAGGGGUUGAUUCUUGCCAGGUAAUUUAA
Messenger RNA from Hyposmocoma kahamanoa, 1018 nucleotides. Its product is annotated as serine protease snake-like. Gene Ontology annotation, molecular function: serine-type endopeptidase activity. The record is from RefSeq and is a predicted model, not a curated record. Gene Ontology annotation, biological process: proteolysis. Lineage: Eukaryota; Metazoa; Arthropoda; Insecta; Lepidoptera; Cosmopterigidae. The coding region runs from base 41 to 1018 and encodes 325 amino acids. The transcript has 9 exons.